Messenger RNA from Hipposideros armiger (great roundleaf bat), 2132 nucleotides. RefSeq names its product WD repeat domain 77 (gene WDR77). Lineage: Eukaryota; Metazoa; Chordata; Mammalia; Chiroptera; Hipposideridae. The record is from RefSeq and is a predicted model, not a curated record. The transcript is spliced from 10 exons. Gene Ontology annotation, biological process: oocyte axis specification. Bases 158 to 1186 code for a protein of 342 amino acids. Gene Ontology annotation, cellular component: methylosome. Gene Ontology annotation, molecular function: protein binding.
GCGGAAUGGGACCGUAGAAGCAAUUCUCGCGAGAUGUAGAGUGCCUGUAGCCUCUCAAGAGGGGCGGAGGCCCAGAGGAGUACCACGUGGGGACUGCCGGAGCUGAAUCGCCGUCGGGCGUCCAGUUUGGGUCCAGGCUGGAAUUGGAACUGUGGAGAUGCGGAAGGAAACCCCGCCUUCCCUAGUGCCCGCGGCGGCCCGCGAGUGGAACCUUCCCCCUAAUGCGCCCGCCUGUAUGGAGCGGCAGUUGGAGGCUGCGCGAUACCGGUCGGAUGGGGCUCUCCUGCUGGGGGCCUCCAGCCUGAGUGGCCGCUGCUGGGCUGGCUCCCUCUGGCUUUUCAAAGACCCUUGUGCCGCCCCCAACGAAGGCUUCUGCUCGGCCGGAGUCCAGACGGAGGCCGGAGUGGCGGACCUCACUUGGGUAGGGGACAGAGGUAUCCUAGUGGCUUCUGAUUCAGGUGCUGUUGAAUUGUGGGAGCUGGAUGAGAAUGAGACACUCAUUGUCAGCAAGUUCUGCAAGUAUGAGCAUGAUGACAUAGUGUCUACGGUCAGUGUCCUGAACGGUGGAACACAAGCUGUCAGCGGCAGCAAAGACUUCUGCAUCAAGGUUUGGGACCUCGCCGAGCAGAUGGUACUGAAUUCAUACCGGGCUCACUCUGGGCAGGUCACCUGUGUUGCUGCCUCUCCCCAGCAGGACUCUGUGUUUCUUUCAUGCAGUGAGGACAGUAGAAUUUUACUCUGGGACACACGCUGCCCCAAGCCGGCAUCACAGAUGGGCUGCAGUGUGUCUGGCUACCUUCCUACCUCCCUGGCUUGGCACCCUCAGCAGAGUGAAGUCUUUGUCUUUGGAGAUGAGAAUGGGACCGUCUCCCUUGUGGAUACCAAGAGUGCACGCUGUGCCCUCAGCUCAGCUGUGCACUCCCAGUGUGUCACUGGGCUGGUGUUCUCCCCACACAGUGUCCCCCUCCUGGCCUCUGUCAGUGAAGACUGCUCGCUCGCUGUGCUGGACUCGGGCCUUUCCGAGGUGUUUAGAAGCCAAGCCCAUAGGGACUUUGUGAGAGAUGCUACUUGGUCCCCGCUCAACCACUCCCUCGUGACCACUGUGGGCUGGGACCAUCAGGUCCUCCACCACGUUGUGCCCACAGAACCUCUCCCAGCACCUCGUCCGAACAGUGUUGCUGAGUAGAUUGGAUCUAAGACAGAAAGCAAAUCCCCAUGAGCAGCCACUCCCUUUGCCCCUGCCCUGUCAGUUUGUGCAACAACACAGGAGCCUUCCGCAGUGUGUUGAUAACACCAGACCCGCAGUUACCGGGCACGUCUCUCCACUUGGGGUUGGCAGGAUUCUGGGAUCCUGUAGUCACAGGGAAGAAAACCGUUUCUGAAAAUGGAUCUGUAUGUAUGCCUGAGUGUGUGUAGAUACGUAGUUUUAGGAAGUGGGGGGAAUAAAAAAUCCGUCCCACAUCAUUCCCAAAUCCUCUUCUCCCUCCCCCACAAAGAGUUCACAACGGUUUUAUGCUUCCCGUGCAGCUGUGCACGAGGAAUUGGCCAUGUCUGGAUGACGUGUUGGUACGUGGGUGUUCCUGGAUCCUCGGAAGCAGCUCACAGACUCCUCAUAGAGACAGGAGUAACUUAAUGGUUUUUAUAGAGCUUUACUCACCUUUAUUAUGGGCAUUGCUUCCAUUCACAGAAAUCCAGCCCAGCUCACCUCGAGGAAGAGCCGGGACACGGUCACCACAGUCGUGCACAUCUUGCCAUUAAACUGAGUCAGAAACCCACUUUCGGGCUGAAAAUGAGUGUGGCUGGUGCCUGUGUGAUGCUCCCCCUGCCCCAGUGGAGUUGUGUAUAUAAGGGAUGAGUGUUUUUCUGUCAUAGACGCUAUAGAAAAGAGUUUGGGGGUGAUGGAGAGCUUAAAGGCAUUUCAGUUACAUGAAAAACUGACGGGAAGAGAAAUGUCUUCCACUUUUUCUACAUGAAAACUGCCUGGGGCCUUAUCUCCUACCUGCGGGCCCCUUUCUGUGGAUAUAGGAAGUCAGAAUGCUGUUUUGGUGGGCUCCGAAGAUUUUAAAUUGCAGCAUCAGAGAGAGAAUUGGAAACACUGGCUUGUGAAAUAAAAAGUUUAGGCUUUGUUGGUC